AUUUUUAUCAGCCUUGGACUUCCGUGUCUCAACAUCAACCUACUUUUUGUGAACAUUGCGCUGCCAUAAAUUGUAACUGUUGAGGGGCAUAGUUGGCGCUAUAGAAACAUUACUUGCGCCAUGUCUUCCUUCGGCGGAAAGCGCAAGGCGCGCAAAAUCCUGGUCAACGACGACGACGACGAGACAACAACAUCACCAGCACCUGUUGAACCCAAGGCCACAGUUGAACAAAAACCAACUACAACCUCGCACGCCCGAUCUAAACCCUUCAAGAAAUCAGCCUUGCGCCACAGUAUCGCCUUCGAUGACGAACAGUCGCAAGACACCUCCGGCACAGAUGGAGGCAGUGAACCCAAGCCAAUCCGUGAGGUUGACUUUGGGCCGUCACGAUCAAGUGGCAAACGGGCAGGACAGACCAAGAAGAAACCCGCAGCUUCGCGGUUAUCCUUUGGGCCGGGAGAAAUAAUAUCUGGCGAUGAUGCGGCAGCAUUGGAAGAAGACGAGUCGUUUACGCCCAAGAAAGCAGCCCCGAGACGAGGCAUCGAAGGGAAUAAUGUGCGGCUGAGUUUACCGGCUUACCAGCGAGGACGAGAAGGGGAGGAGGAGGAGCGGCCGACGUAUAGCAAAGAUUACUUGGAGGAGCUGAAGAUGAGCACGAAGAGCACGCCAAAGGAUCUACAAAAGUUUCCCGCUCAGGAUGCUGAUGAAGGGGGACUGGAUGCUAGCGAGCUUGAGGGCGCGACGGUGGUAGAACCCAGUGGCGAGCUGAUAUCGCGGCGCGACGAGGAUAAAGCGUAUAUCCCCACCGAAGCCGAGAUCGCAGAGAAGAAGCAACGGAGAGCAAGGCUUGCGCAGGAGCAAGAUUUCAUAUCACUCGACGAUGGAGGGGAUAUGAGUCAAAUAGGACAGAUCUCGCUGCUACCGAGCCGAAAGAAGGAGACGCGGUUAGUUCGAGACGAUGAGGACGUUAUGGAGGGGUUUGAAGACUUCGUUGACGAUGGCCGCAUUUCCCUCGACAAGAAAGCGCAGCGCAAGGCGCAGCGGCAGCAGAAGAAGAUAAUUGCCCAGGCCAUCCAGGAGGCGGAGGGUAGCUCGUCUGAGGAGUCUGAUGACUCGGAAGCCGAACGGCGCGCGGAGUACGAAGCCGCGCAGACUCGCGCAGGGAUGGACGGGCUCAAGAAACUCGACGCGACGCAGACGGCAGCGCUGAUUCCGCCAAAGGUCACGCCCAUACCGAGCCUAUCAGAGUGUUUGGCGCGACUGCGGACGUCAUUGAGCGAGGCAGAGCAAGAGUCCACAAAGCGGAGCUGGAGGAUGGGCGAGCUGGUGAGGGAGAAGGCGGAGAUUGUUGCUAGGGAGCAGGAAGUUCAGAGGUUGCUGCGAGAGGCGGGGGAGAGGUAUUCGGCGCUGAGGGGCGAUUCGAAUUUACCUCCCGUUGACACGGCGGAUCCGAUGGCGUUCCCGUCGGUUGGGGAUGGGUUUAGGGAGGCUACGAGCAGGAAUCGGGGAUUGGAGAGUUUUGGGAAUACGCCUGUGGGGACUUCGGGGGUGGAGGAUGCGGAAUGAGAGAUGAGUGACUGCGGUUGAGGCAUGUUGCUAUAGGUCCCAUUGAAGAUAUGUUAGUGUAAUAAUACCCAAAUUUAUAACAUAAAUUUCGAAACCUCAUAAGCC
This is a messenger RNA of Pseudogymnoascus verrucosus, 1671 nucleotides long. RefSeq lists its product as uncharacterized. The transcript has 2 exons. Gene Ontology annotation, biological process: spliceosomal complex disassembly. Gene Ontology annotation, cellular component: U2-type post-mRNA release spliceosomal complex. NCBI's taxonomy places the organism in Eukaryota, Fungi, Ascomycota, Leotiomycetes, Thelebolales, Thelebolaceae. The record is from RefSeq and is a predicted model, not a curated record. The coding region runs from base 121 to 1566 and encodes 481 amino acids.